AUGGGAUCCAACUACUGGAACAACGGCUGGUAUGAUGCCUCGUCACCACAGGACCAGGCCUCGUCACCAACUGGAUACUCCUUCGACUAUUAUCAGUCACAGCCUUUGGUCAGAUAUGGUAGUUCUGGCAGUAACUCCCAGGCUUCGACCAGGGGCCCCGAGUCACCAACAGAUAGCUACUACACUCUGCAUGGCUCACCAACUAUGGACGAUGCUGUUUAUCAGCAAAGCCAUAGCUACCAACAGCAUUACGCCUCUGGUCAGACAAGGGCUGGAGAAUCUUCUGUGCCACGGGGCGAAUCUGAAAAUGACUGGCCAGUCUCUUGCCUUCACCCUGGUUGUACUGCUCGCCCUUUCAAGCGUACUGCCGACCUCAUUCGUCACUACAAGAACACGCAUGCUCCCGAAUCGAGCAAGGAUGUCUAUCUAUGUGACUAUCCUCGAUGCACUCGUUUUCGUGAGCCCUUCCACCGUCGCGACCACUUCCGAGACCAUCUCCGCGAGUACCACUGUGAAGACAUCAUGAAGCGAGGCGCCACUAUCAACGAAGAGUGGCUCGAAGGUCGCUACACUCCUUCUACUUGGUGGCGCUGCCCCCGAUGCCUUGUCAGAGUCAACAUCUCAAAGCACGGCUACGAAUGCCCCGGGUGUAAGACAUCGUGCGAGUCUAAGCGCAAAGAGAAGCGCCGCAGUCGAUCUUGA
Fusarium tjaetaba is the source of this 702-nucleotide messenger RNA. Its product is annotated as egg shell. The transcript is spliced from 2 exons. NCBI's taxonomy places the organism in Eukaryota, Fungi, Ascomycota, Sordariomycetes, Hypocreales, Nectriaceae. The coding region runs from base 1 to 702 and encodes 233 amino acids. The record is from RefSeq and is a predicted model, not a curated record.